Molecule: messenger RNA, 1941 nt
Organism: Penicillium oxalicum
Lineage: Eukaryota; Fungi; Ascomycota; Eurotiomycetes; Eurotiales; Aspergillaceae
Product: proteasome regulatory particle lid subunit RPN3
Exons: 3
Coding region: 1-1941 (646 amino acids)
Biological process (GO): regulation of protein catabolic process; ubiquitin-dependent protein catabolic process
Cellular component (GO): proteasome regulatory particle, lid subcomplex; proteasome complex
Molecular function (GO): enzyme regulator activity
Source: RefSeq, a predicted model, not a curated record
AUGCCUGCUGAGAGGCGAUCUCUACGGUCAAACAACAAGUCUGACAGCUCUUCAUCUGCUAACGGUGACAAGGCGCAGUCCAACUCCCAGAGCUCAAGCACUAAGGAAAAGACUACUCCGGCGACUCGCGCCGCCGCCAGCAAGGCAAAGUCGGCCCCGACAAAGAAAGGCGCCGCCAAGGGCGCAUCAGAGAACGGGAUGGGAGAUGAUGAUGAGUCUCACGUCAAUGGCUCAAACGCCGCGGAGAACAGCUUGAAUGGUUCUGAGGACGUUGAGAUGGGCGAGGAUACGGCAGGUGCGCCUACAUCCUCCUUCAAGUCGAGUAAGAACCGGCAUGGUGACGAGAAGAUGACUGUUGUAGUGCCCCCGAUCAAGGGUUCGAAACCAUCCGGCAAAGCUGGCGAUGACAAGGAGGAGGAUGUCACAAUGGAGGGUGCUGAAGAAGACAAUGCGGAGAAGGCCGAGCCCAAGGUUGACCCUACAACCAAGGCCAUCCAGGACAUCAAGACCAACUUCACCCUACUUGAGCGCGCUGUAGCCCAUUUCGAUCCUCGGUUCACUCUCCGUGUCCUGCGAUCCAUCUCGUCGAUGCGAAAACACAUUACCCCCGAAGUGCUUUCUCAGGUGAUUGUGCAAACCUACCAGCCAUCAAGCUCGGUGGCUUCGUUCCUCCUCGACGCCAUUGACCAGACCGGAGCCUUUGAGAAUGUCUCCGCAAGCUCGAAAAUGGAUCUGGACUCCGAGAAGGCCAAGCCAGGUUCGAAGGAGGUCCUUCCCGAGGUGGACAUCUACCUGUCAAUCUUGGUGCAAAUCUACCUCUUUGAUCAGCGGCAAAUUCAGAGGGGCGCCAAGCUCUCAACUGAGCUAAUUGAACGCCUGCGUGCUCUCAACCGAAGAACGUUGGAUUCGCUCGCGGCUCGUGUGUACUUCUACUAUUCCCUCUUUUUCGAGCAGAUAACACCGCUUCCUCCCUCACCCGCUGCCACGGUGACGACUAUUCGUCAGCCCCUGUUAGCGGCGUUGCGGACCGCCGUCCUUCGAAAGGACGUCGAUACGCAAGCCACAGUCAUGACCCUGCUUCUUCGCAACUACCUGUCAACCUCGCAUAUCACCCAAGCCGAUCUGCUCAUCUCGCACAAUCGCUUCCCGCCCGCGGCAUCCAACAACCAGAUUGCGCGAUAUCUGUAUUAUCUGGGACGAAUUCGUGCCAUUCAGCUUCAGUACACAGAAGCUCACGGCCAUUUGAUCGGUGCCACGCGGAAGUCUCCAACCAGCAAUGUCGCGCGGGGAUUCUACCAGGCUUCGCACAAACUCCUUGUGGUUGUCGAGCUUCUCAUGGGUGAUAUUCCUGAUCGGGCAAUCUUCCGUCAGCCUGCACUGGAGAAGGCCAUGCAUCCUUAUUUCCUGCUGACCCAGGCUGUCAGCGUGGGAGAUUUGGAUGGCUUCUUAAAUACGGUCAACACGCAUAGCUCCACCUUCCGCAAGGAUGGUACAUACACACUGAUUCUGCGUCUUCGUCAGAAUGUCAUCAAGACUGGCAUUCGCAUGAUGUCGUUGUCAUACUCUCGUAUCUCUCUGCGAGAUAUCUGCCUUCGCCUGGGCUUGGACAGCGAAGAGUCGGCGGAGUACAUUGUUGCAAAGGCCAUCCGCGACGGUGUCAUUGAGGCCACGCUCGACCAUGAACACGGUUUCAUGAAGAGCAAGGAGGUUGGAGACAUCUAUGCCACUCGGGAGCCAGGCGAGGCUUUCCACGAGCGUAUCCGCGCUUGUUUGGCUCUGCAUGACGAGAGUGUUAAGGCCAUGCGAUUUCCCAUGAACCAGCAUCGAUUGGAGCUCAAGAGUGCGCAGGAAGCCCGUGAGCGAGAGCGCGAGCUUGCCAAGGAGAUUCAAGAAGGAGACAUGGAUGAUGAGGAUGCUGGCGGCGAUUUUGAUGCUAUCUGA